ACUCCAUUCCCUAUUAGUUUUCUUUUUCUUCUUCUCUCUCACUCUCCUCUCAGAUCUAAAUCCCAAUCCCUCUCUCAUCCUUCUCCUCUUUCAACCUCUUUGACUUUGAUUUGAUUCGAUCCCAAUGGCUGCCCCCACGCCGCGCGAGGAGAACGUCUACAUGGCCAAGCUCGCCGAGCAGGCCGAGCGCUACGAGGAGAUGGUCGAGUUCGUCGAGAAAGUCUCCGCCUCCGCCGACAAGGAGGAGCUCACCGUCGAGGAGCGUAACCUUCUCUCUGUGGCCUACAAGAACGUCAUCGGUGCCCGCCGUGCCAGCUGGCGCAUCAUUUCCUCCAUCGAGCAGAAGGAGGAGAGCCGCGGCAACGACGACCACGUCAGCAUGAUCCGUGAGUACCGAUCCAAGAUCGAGACUGAGCUCUCCGGCAUCUGCGACGGGAUUCUCAAGCUGCUCGACUCGCGUCUGAUCCCGUCGGCGUGCUCCGGUGACUCCAAGGUGUUUUAUCUGAAAAUGAAGGGUGAUUAUCACCGUUAUCUUGCUGAGUUCAAGACCGGCGCCGAGCGCAAGGAGGCCGCGGAGAGCACCCUCACUGCCUACAAGGCUGCUCAGGAUAUUGCCAAUGCUGAGCUGGCACCAACACAUCCCAUCCGCCUUGGACUUGCCCUCAACUUCUCUGUCUUUUACUAUGAGAUUCUGAACUCUCCUGACCGCGCCUGCAAUCUCGCCAAGCAGGCUUUUGAUGAAGCAAUUGCUGAGUUGGAUACACUGGGCGAGGAGUCAUACAAGGACAGCACUUUGAUCAUGCAACUGCUUCGUGACAACCUCACUCUCUGGACCUCUGACAUGCAGGAUGAUGGUGCUGAUGAGAUCAAAGAAGCACCCAAGCCAGCUGAGGAAGCAAAGCAGUGAUCACUCUUUUUCACUGCAGAUUAUGGAUUCGCUUCUCCUCUAUAUGUUUUUAAUAGGAGAAGGUAAUCCGUUGGCUAAUUUUCGGUCCCAUUCCGAGCUUCUAGACAUCAUUGUUGUCUUUGCAAUUAAAUUGUUGACAAACUCAGUCUUAAGUUUCCUUUUAUUUUCCCCCUUUUUAUUGAAGUAGUUUGUUUGGA
This is a messenger RNA of Fragaria vesca subsp. vesca, 1104 nucleotides long. RefSeq names its product 14-3-3-like protein-like. NCBI's taxonomy places the organism in Eukaryota, Viridiplantae, Streptophyta, Magnoliopsida, Rosales, Rosaceae. The record is from RefSeq and is a predicted model, not a curated record. Bases 125 to 907 code for a protein of 260 amino acids. The transcript has 4 exons. Gene Ontology annotation, cellular component: cytoplasm. Gene Ontology annotation, biological process: signal transduction.